AUGGAUGUAAUUGAGAUUCCCACUGGUGCAACUGGUGAGCAAGAAUUUGAGAAAGACGGGGAAAAACAUAAGAGAAUUACUAUUCAACUUGACCAAGAUGGGGAUAGGGUUGAAUGUGCCUUUUUUGGCAAGUAUGUUGCGGAAAUCGUAGGUUACCUUGCAUCGGGAGAUGCAACAAAUACUGUUGUGGUGGUGCAAUGUAAGACAAGUCUCCAAAAUGUUUAUGAGGCUACAAAGGUUAUUUUUAAUCCUCUCAUACAAGAAGCUGCCCCUCUCCGAGCUCGGUUCUUGGAAUCAAAUGAUACUGCUGCACAAGUGAUUAGCCCGCUGUAG
Messenger RNA from Lotus japonicus, 333 nucleotides. RefSeq lists its product as uncharacterized. NCBI's taxonomy places the organism in Eukaryota, Viridiplantae, Streptophyta, Magnoliopsida, Fabales, Fabaceae. The transcript is spliced from 5 exons. The coding region runs from base 1 to 333 and encodes 110 amino acids. The record is from RefSeq and is a predicted model, not a curated record.